Molecule: messenger RNA, 1302 nt
Organism: Stylophora pistillata
Lineage: Eukaryota; Metazoa; Cnidaria; Anthozoa; Scleractinia; Pocilloporidae
Product: prostaglandin reductase-3
Cellular component (GO): mitochondrion
Molecular function (GO): zinc ion binding; 15-oxoprostaglandin 13-reductase [NAD(P)+] activity
Source: RefSeq, a predicted model, not a curated record
CCUCCCCGAUCCAUCAUGGCAGCCAGGCACCUUCCCGAGACCUUUCGGAAACUUAUAAUAUCCAAACUUUCCACAAAUUACAGAGAGGCUGCAGAGCUGGUGACGGUGCCCAUGUUGAAGCCAGGACCGGAUGAGUUACUCGUCAAAAACAGAUAUGUUGGGAUUAAUGCCUCAGAUAUAAACCAGUCUGCUGGUCGAUAUAACCCAGGGGUACCCCCACCAUUUGAUGGUGGACUAGAGGGUAUUGGAGAAGUUGUGUUAGCUGGUGAGAAAUGUGAAAACUUUCAGAAAGGUCAGGCAGUUGGAUAUCUCCAGUUUGGAACCUUCUCGGAAUAUAUGACCAUAUCCUCAAAACAAGCAUUUCCACUUCCAAGAGUGGAUCCUGUGUAUGUCUCAUUAAUCAUCAGUGGCCUGACUGCUGGCAUUGCUCUUGACAAGGUUGGUGAAAUUAAAAGGAAUGAAACAGUUUUGGUGACAGCGGCUGCUGGAGGAACUGGUCAGUUUGCGGUUCAACUUGCAAAGUUGGCAGGAUGUCACGUGAUUGGCACAUGCUCGACAGAUGCGAAAGGAGAAUUUUUAAAGUCUCUUGGGUGGGAUCGACCGGUAAAUUACAAGAGAGAGGUAUUAGAUGAAGUCUUAAAGAAGGAAUUUCCGAAUGGUGUGGAUGUUGUGUACGAAUCCAUUGGAGGAGAAAUGUUUGACACAUGUGUAAACAGGCUGGCUACAAAGGGUCGCUUAAUAACGAUUGGCUUCAUCACAGGGUACCAGUCCAAGUUGGGAUUCACCCCGGUCAAAAAUGCAACUUUGAUUCCCAAGCUUUUAUCCAAAUCAGCAAGAGUUCGUGGUUUCUUGUUAUUUCACUAUGCUGAAGAGUUUAAAUCAACUCUGGCUAAGCUUGUGGAUUUGUACGACGGUGGGAAGCUUAAAUGUCACAUCGACGUUGGACACUCAUCACCAACAGGAGUCUUCAAAGGUCUGGAUUCAAUAUCGGAUGCGGUCGAGUAUUUGCAUAGCGGGAAAAGUUCUGGCAAAGUUGUGGUGGAGAUACCAGAUGACCCAAAAAGCCUUCUAUGAAGAAAAACAAUGGCUUAAGCAAGACAUUUAUUAAGCCGCGGUAAAUGGCAAAAAUAAACUAUGAUUUUUCCGAGUUUUCGUAUAAUCUUCAAAUCAACACUGCACUAGACGAAAUAAGCCAAAAUCUUUUCUUUUUACCGUUAGGCAAGUAUAAGAAUGCGCUUUGCCGUUUGUACGUCAACGUGGGCUAUAAUUGAUUUUGAAUAAAAACAAACUUACCUCGCUCUA